Paramecium octaurelia is the source of this 436-nucleotide messenger RNA. The record is from the annotation of a GenBank genome assembly. Lineage: Eukaryota; Ciliophora; Oligohymenophorea; Peniculida; Parameciidae.
AUGAUUAAUUGCAGAAGCUAAAUUAUCUAUGAUGUUUUCUAUAAUAAGUUUAUUUACAAUCAAAAUGUUGGUAUAGAAGUAAAAUUCAAGUAAGUUGGUUAAAUAUUACUUGCAAUAAAUGAAGAAUUAAUAUAAGAAAUAAAAAUUAAAUUCAACACUACAUUUUUGAGUGAAGAUAAAUACAAAAAAUAAUUAAUUUAAAAUGAAUCUUAAAUAGAAUCUCUUAAUCAAUACGCAAAUUAUAAUAGUAUUGCAAUUGAUCCUCUUGAUUAUAUUGCUUUAGUGAUUCAUUUUUAUGACAUCUUUAAUACUCAAUAAUAUAAAUAGUAUAUAAUUUAAUAAUCUUAGGAUGAUCUACUGGAACAAAUAAUACACUUUUAAUUUAUUCUUUAAAAUACUUAUAUUUGUAUUUUUUAAUUAUGUCUUUUUUUACUGA